UAGACGGAGGGUAACAUAUGUUAACGGAAUUAAAGUUGAGGGUUUAUUUUACAGGAUUUUUAGUUGAGGGUUUUUUUUACGAUUCAUCUUUAGUUGAGGGGUUUAAUUACUAAAAACCCUAGUAUCAAAUAUAGUGAUUUAGUAAGACAUAAAUGUUAUUAAGGAAUGAAUGAAUUUGGACUUUUUAGGAAGGGUUCAUUUUUAAAAAAAUCACACAUAAUCAAGGUUGUGACUUCUGUUUUAAUAUAUAAGAUAUAGCAGAAGCCAUAUUUGUUACAUUCCAUUAUAGUUUUUGUUAUCGGUUUUCUGUCGGAUCAAAACGAAUAAAGCAGAUUUACAAGUUAUCAUCACAAGUUGUAUUGAUAAAUCCCUAAGUAGGCAUCUUCAAAUAACUUCCAUGGUCCAAGCAAAUCACCAAGUCGAUUUUUCUCACCGAAUUUAAGGCUUAAUUCUUAGUUUUCAAAUAAGAUUUAGGGUAUCGAAAUGACUAAAGUACUUAUAUAUAGUCAAUGGUUAUUGAUGGUAAUUUCUAGUUUCUUUCGCAGAGUCAUAUCAUUGCUAGUCUCUUAUAUCCAGAUGACUUGGGGAGGAUAUGCACUAGAGACCCAGCGUAGUUAUUUGACCUUACAUCUUUAAUUAUGUCAACUCUUUUAUUGAUAGACUUCCAGCUCGAAUAAUGCAAUAUUCAUGAUUUUCCACACAAUUGGUUAUUUCAUCAAGUCAUAUAACUAUCAGAAAACAGUCCCGUGAUGGAUGGGUUCAAAGAAGAAUAGUUCCACCUCUUGACUUUGAAUCCCAAACAAGAAUAAAUCAUAUAUACAUCCAUAGAUCGUAUGGUCAUAUUAGCGUGUACUGACAAUACUGUCCCAAUAUAGUGUGAAUAUAUAAGCUACAACUUGUUAAAAUAGUCAAACCAAAACACAUCACUACUCCACCCUAAAGAAGACUUAAAAUCACUAUAAAUACAAUUGAAACGUAUUAUCUUAAUUACCAAGCAUCUCAAACACAAAUUAAAAAAAGGAGUUUUUAAAAUCUAUAAUGGCUUCAAGUAAACCAGCGGUGAGGCACCCUAGCCACAACCAUCCAUUGCGUAGUCACAAAGCUCAAGCUGAGGAAGAGAUCAUCUGCUCAGGCUGUGACCUAGACCUGAUAGGCGCAGCUUUCAAAUGCACGAAGUCUGAAUGCGAUUACUUCUUGCACAAGUCAUGUUUCGAGCUUCCACGCGAGAACCGUCACAAGUCUCACCCUGAACACCCUUUGACCCUGCUGUACUCUCCAACUUACGAGUCUUCAGCUUUCGCUUGCGACGCGUGCGGUGAGUAUGGAUCCGGGUUUUCUUACAACUGUUCUAUCUGUAAGUACGAUGUGCAUGUCGGAUGUGUGUCUAUGCCCGAGACCGUGGAGCGUGAAGGACACGCGCAUCCGCUCACGUUGCUCUACCGUUCUCCUUACCAGAAGGGUCUGAUCUUUAACUGUGAUGAAUGUCAUGAUACUGUUCCGGAUAAUCUCUGGUCUUAUUACUGCAAGAAAUGUGACUAUGGGACACAUCUACACUCUUUCAUUAUUUUAUGCUCUUACGCGGUCUUGAAGACUUGUACUUCUAUGCCAACUUUAAGAACAAAUGUGCAAACUGCAAAGUAAAUGCAUCGGGCCAUGAACUAGAAAUUAUCCAUGUAAAUACUUAAAGAUAGAGAAAAUGGAGUUCAUCAAUUUAGUUCUCUCACUCGAUAUGUAUGUCCAAUGCCAUGGAUAAGUAUAGUCUUUUAAAUGAGAAACCAGUAUUCAUUAAGGAAAUUUUGAUUUUCUUAACAGAACUUAAGCAUUUUUCAAUACAUCUUUAUGAGUACUAUAACAAAAUUUCGUUUAUUUAUGAGAACUUUUAUAUCCAAAGAAAGCAUGUACGCUAGUAGUAACGGUAUUUCUUUCCAUAUCUUGUUUUAAUAUGUUAAAGAUUCGAACAACAGCAGAUAGUCGCUUUGGCCGAGUGGUUAAGGCGUGUGCCUGCUAAGUACAUGGGAUUUUCCCGCGAGAGUUCGAAUCUCUCAGGCGACGAUUCAUUUUUUUUUUCUCAACAGCUUAUUUCCAAUUCCGUAUUGGGCCUGUAGAAACCAAUUUUCCUCAUUUGGGUGCUGUACAAAAUGGGCUAUAAUACUAUCGUAUAAGUUAUAAGGCGAAGCUAGUUCUCUAGCCUUUUUUUGUUAUUGGGCAUCUAUUGAAAAGUUGAAAACGAAUGAAACGAAUCCAAAACCGGAGGAAGAAGCAAGAAGGAAUGGUUUUUAGGCAGACUGAAGUGACGUCAUAAAUGACACCAUGGAUUCGUAGCUUAAUGGUUGUAAAGGGCUUAGAAUGCGCCAAGUGUCGACGGAGACAAAUUAAAGUCAAUUCCACUGAGUCGACAUUUCCACUCAGUGGGGUUGGUGUGAAGUGGUGGUCCUCUUUCUCAUUUCCACUUCUGCUCUCAGGCUCUCAUGCAUGCCCGCAACUAUUAUACUGAGGAUUUGUAUAAAUUUCAUAAGUACAAAAUGAAAAAAAUUUAAUAUAGAAAAGGCCGUCUAGUGAAAGAGUGAGCUGUUAUUGGGGAAUGAAUUAUGAACAAAACAGCAUUAUGAGAACAAAAGUAUCUUUAUUAACAUUAAUGAGCAUACAUUUUUUUUUGGUAAACUAAUGAGCAUACAUGCAUACUAAUUUACAAAUUUUACAUUUCUUCCUAUUAAUUAUAACUCUUUAUCAUUUUAUAAUUUUAAAAACAAAACAGAUGGAUUCAGUAAAAUGAAUGUAAGAUAAAAAAAUCUGGUUUAAGAAAUUAUAUAUACCACAAAAUAAAAGAAGCUGAAAUUGAUAUGAAGUAUAUAUUAGAUAUAGCCAUUUGAGACUGUGAGUAAUUUAUUGUAGAGCAAUUGGCGCCUUGGCGGUAUGGAGAUAAUGAUGUUGACAUUUGAGAUACUUGUUCGUUCCCAUGUAUAUGCAUGUACCAGGGUCACAUAGGACGACGCUCCAUUGUCUCCAGGGCCGUCCCUGUAAUACGUGAGACCCUAGGCAAGAAAAAAAACGGGGGCCUACACAUUAUUGUAGAACAUAAAGCUUAGGAUAAUUUUUUUUUUUUUUUUUAAAGCUUAAGAGUAAUGGAAAAAGAGGAAGAGAGCCAGAGAUAAAAAAUAGUCAAUGAAAAAAGUUAAAAGAAUAAAUUUUACGUAGGUCCCAUUUUAAUUUUGUGUUGUUAUCUUUUUCUGUUUUUCAUUUGUACAUUUUCAUUAUGUAACUGUAAAUUGUGAUAAAAAAACAUUAGCUGCAUAA
This is a messenger RNA of Brassica rapa (field mustard), 3294 nucleotides long. RefSeq lists its product as uncharacterized. The record is from RefSeq and is a predicted model, not a curated record. Lineage: Eukaryota; Viridiplantae; Streptophyta; Magnoliopsida; Brassicales; Brassicaceae.